AUGAAGGAUUUUGAUGGCAAUAUUGUAAUAGAACCUGAGUUCAGGCUGGAAUUUGUACAAGUGACACAUGAUGAAUGUCAUUUUUAUGUAAAUGAUGGGCAACGAAGAAUAUGGACUUUAGAGGAUGAGGAUAUAUUGCGCUCAAAGCAUAUAGGCCGAUCCAUUAUGGUUUCAGCUUUCGUUUGUCCAUGUCAUGGACUAUUACGAUUAUCUGAUGAUCAAUUACAGACAAAUUCACACAUCAAACAUAAGGAGACUUACAUCCUUCAUUCUACACAAACCGACGGAUAUUGGAAGUCGGAACAUAUGCUGGACCAACUUGUAUAUAGGGCUCUUCCGAUAUUUGAGGUAUUGCAUCCUGGAUGUAUUGGUGUUUUUUGCUUUGACCAGUCAACAAAUCAUAAUGCAUGGGCUGAGAAUGCAUUAAUCGCAACAAGGAUGAAUUUGGGUCCUGGAGGAAUACAGCCUAAAAUGCGUGAUGGCUGGUACAUAGAUGAAAAUAAUAAAAGGCAAAUACAAUCAAUGGUAUUUCCGGACAACCAUCCUGAAGAAAAGCUAAGGGGACAUUCAAAGGGUAUAAGACAAGUAUUAAAAGACCGUAAACUUUGGCCAACAGGAGGAAUUCGUUUGAUAUGUGACCAGUGUUCUAGAAAUAAUGAAUCGAAAAGAUUAGAUUGUUAUGCAUGA
Messenger RNA from Acaulospora morrowiae, 687 nucleotides. NCBI's taxonomy places the organism in Eukaryota, Fungi, Glomeromycota, Glomeromycetes, Diversisporales, Acaulosporaceae. The record is from the annotation of a GenBank genome assembly.